This is a messenger RNA of Naumovozyma dairenensis CBS 421, 1827 nucleotides long. It is a transcript of the gene DED1, whose product is annotated as DEAD-box ATP-dependent RNA helicase DED1. The transcript has a single exon. The record is from RefSeq and is a predicted model, not a curated record. The coding region runs from base 1 to 1827 and encodes 608 amino acids. Gene Ontology annotation, molecular function: RNA helicase activity; ATP binding; RNA binding. NCBI's taxonomy places the organism in Eukaryota, Fungi, Ascomycota, Saccharomycetes, Saccharomycetales, Saccharomycetaceae. Gene Ontology annotation, cellular component: nucleus.
AUGGCUGAUAACUUAUCUGAUCAAAUGCAAAACAUGAACAUCAAGGACAACGUCUACGUCCCACCUCGUUCAAGAGGUGCUAACAGAGGCAGAGGUGGCAACAGAGGUGGUAGCUUCGGCGGUAACUUCGGUAACAAUGACAACCGUGGCAGUUUCUUCGGUGGUUUCAACAACAGAAGAGGCGGUAGCCGUGGUGGCCGUGGCGGUUUCGGUAACCGUGGUGGUUUCGGUCGUGGUUCCUGGGUUGAUGGUAAACAUGUUCCAGGUGCUAGAAACCCAAAAGUUGAAUUGGAAUUAUUCGGUACUGCUGAUGAUUCCUCUUUCCAAUCUUCUGGUAUUAACUUUGAUAACUAUGAUGAUAUCCCAGUUGAAGCUUCCGGUGAAAAUGUCCCAGAAGCUAUUACUGAAUUCACUUCUCCACCAUUAGAUGAACUAUUAUUGGAAAACAUUCAAUUAGCUCGUUUCACUAAACCAACUCCGGUUCAAAAAUACUCUAUUCCAAUCGUUGCCGCUGGUAGAGAUUUAAUGGCUUGUGCCCAAACGGGUUCCGGUAAGACUGGUGGUUUCUUAUUCCCAGUUCUUUCUGAAUCUUUCAAGACUGGUCCAACCGCUACUCACGAUCAAGGUAGCUACUACCAAAAGAAGGCCUUCCCAACUGCUGUUGUUAUGGCUCCAACCAGAGAAUUGGCUACUCAAAUUUUUGACGAAGCUAAGAAGUUCUGUUACAGAUCUUGGGUUCAACCAUGUGUUGCUUACGGUGGUGCUCCAAUCGGUAACCAAAUGAGAGAAAUGGAUCGUGGUUGUGAUUUAUUAGUUGCCACUCCAGGUCGUUUGAGUGAUUUGAUCGAUCGUGGUAAGAUCUCCUUAUCUAAUGUUAAAUACUUGGUGUUAGAUGAAGCUGAUAGAAUGUUGGAUAUGGGUUUCGAACCUCAAAUCAGAGCUAUCGUUGAAGGUGCUGAUAUGACUCCAGUCGGUGAAAGACAAACCUUAAUGUUCUCAGCUACUUUCCCAGCUGAUAUUCAACAUUUGGCACGUGAUUUCUUAGCUGACUAUAUCUUCCUUUCCGUUGGUAGAGUUGGUUCUACUUCUGAAAAUAUUACUCAAAGAGUUCUUUACGUGGAAAAUCAAGACAAGAAAUCAGCUUUAUUAGAUUUAUUAUCUGCUUCUGAAGACGGUUUAACUUUGAUUUUCGUUGAAACAAAGAGAAUGGCCGAUCAAUUGACAGAUUUCUUAAUCAUGCAAAACUUCAGGGCUACAGCUAUUCACGGUGAUCGUACGCAAGCUGAACGUGAACGUGCUUUAGCAGCUUUCAAAUCCGGUGCUGCCACUUUAUUGGUCGCUACUGCCGUCGCUGCUAGAGGUUUAGAUAUUCCAAAUGUCACUCACGUUAUAAAUUACGAUUUACCAGGUGAUAUUGAUGAUUAUGUUCAUAGAAUUGGUAGAACUGGUCGUGCUGGUAACACUGGUAUUGCCACCGCUUUCUUCAACAGAGACAACACAAACAUUGUUAAAGGUUUGUAUGAAAUCUUGACUGAAGCUAACCAAGAAGUUCCAGGGUUUUUGAAUGAUGCUAUGGCUGAUGCUGCCUUUUCCAGAGGUGGUAGAGGUGGUAGAAGUGGUUUCUCCAGCCGUAACAAUAGUAACAGAGAUUACCGUAAACAAGGUAACGGUAACGGUUCCUGGGGUAGUUCCAGACAAAGUUCUAACAGAUCUUUCGGUGGUAAUGCCAGAUCUAGUGGCGGUUGGGGUAACGAUAGUGCUUCAAGAGGCCAAUCUUCUAACGGCGGCUGGGGUGCUCCUUCUAGCGGCGCUUCUUCAUGGUGGUAG